AGAAAGCAGAGCCCCACAAUGGGUUUGUUGUGUACGAGGAAGGAAGGAAGGAAGGCAUAAUAAAAAUGAUCCAAAAUUAGGAGAUGCAGAAACAAAUAUGCAUUCGGACAACAGAAUUCGUUCUUCCAUGUCUGUUUGAAUAUGAAAUAUUUACAUCAAUACUCAAUUAAUUCAAUUAUCGAUUGAUUGAUGGCUACAAUAUGUUCCGACGAGCUGAAACAGCUGAAGGAGAUCUUCAACCGGUUCGACAUGGACAACGACGGCAGCCUGACCCAGCUGGAGCUCGCAGCCCUGCUACGUUCCCUGGGGCUGCGACCCACCGGAGACCAGAUCACAACAAUGCUGGCCAACAUGGACGCCAAUGGCAACGGGGCCAUCGAAUUCGACGAACUGGUGGAGGUGCUACUGCCGGACAUGGACCAGCAAUUCCUGGUGGACCAGGACCGCCUAAUGCAGGUCUUCCAGUCGUUCGACCGCGACGGCAACGGGUACAUAACGUUGGUCGAGCUCGCGGCCAAGAUGGCGCAGAUGAAGCAGCCGCUGACGUACAAUGAGCUGACGGAGCUGAUGCAGGAGGCCGACACCAACGGCGAUGGAGUCAUCAGCUUUUCUGAGUUCGCCAACAUCCUCGCCCGAUCCGCCGUCGAUUACCUCACCCUCCCGGCGCCCUCCUGAUGACGAUGACGAUGAUGAUCCACCGUUAAUGGCGGCCAUGCUACGUACGGUCCAGAAUCCAUCCUAUCCUAUGUGUGUGUAUAUAUAUAUAUGGGUGGUUGAUGAUUUAAAAUGUUGGUUGGUUUUAGUAGGUUUGUAGAUGAGAUGAGAUAAAUUAAGAGACUUUCUCCAACACUAUCAACCAAAUAAUUAGGGUCGAAUUUUGAGGUUACUUGUGGGUUGAGACUUGGAUCGAAAAAGCCCAACAACUACACACAUAUACAUUGGUGCA
Molecule: messenger RNA, 946 nt
Organism: Andrographis paniculata
Lineage: Eukaryota; Viridiplantae; Streptophyta; Magnoliopsida; Lamiales; Acanthaceae
Product: probable calcium-binding protein CML15
Exons: 1
Coding region: 190-675 (161 amino acids)
Molecular function (GO): calcium ion binding; enzyme regulator activity
Source: RefSeq, a predicted model, not a curated record